Molecule: messenger RNA, 2922 nt
Organism: Fulvia fulva
Lineage: Eukaryota; Fungi; Ascomycota; Dothideomycetes; Mycosphaerellales; Mycosphaerellaceae
Product: Ubiquitin carboxyl-terminal hydrolase MINDY-1
Exons: 1
Coding region: 1-2922 (973 amino acids)
Biological process (GO): protein K48-linked deubiquitination
Cellular component (GO): cell periphery; cytosol
Molecular function (GO): cysteine-type deubiquitinase activity; K48-linked deubiquitinase activity; cysteine-type carboxypeptidase activity
Source: RefSeq, a predicted model, not a curated record
AUGGUCACCAGGAAACCUGUUGCACCUCCCGUCGACACUGCCAAAGCAGCAAGCAAUGCACACCCGCCAUACCCACAAACACCUACCGCGCAGUCGGCCAAGACAGAUCCAAGCAGCAUCUAUUCCCAGGAUCUGAGCACAUCCCCGGCGUUUGACCUUAUUGACAUGGACGAAGCGCGGCAACGACCACGAAGAGACUCCGAUGUUAGUUCGCAUGGGACGUGGGAUUCCGAAAACAGCGAUCGCGAAGAUGCGACACCGGGCGAUUUUGUGGAGGUGCCGCAACCGCUGAAGAUCAGAGGCAGUCAGCAGAACAUUCAGCAGCAGCAGGCGACAAAGAAAGAGAAACAGGAUGAGCUGCCUGCGAUAUUGAGGCCAGGGCCUGCGAAUGGGUCGGCAGCGGUGGGCACAAAAGCCCAGGAACAGCGGACAUACGAAGAGGAGGUCAAGAGUAAUCCUUGGCAGUUGGAGUCGAACAACCCGUACCUUCAGAAACAGCAGACUGGACCUAUAGAGAGCAGUCAGAAAGUGUGGGAGCAACCUGCGCAUCAGCCUACACCACCACCGCAGCCGGCGCAAGCCCCGCCCAUACCUCCUAUAGCCCCGCCUCCAGUGCCACCCGUGGAGCUGCCUACUGUAACAACACCCGCCGAUGAACUGUCGCGACUCUCGCUGAGCGAUCGACAAUCGCAAGGCACCGCCGCGACAUGGGAAACCGCAGAGAAGUUCGAGGUGCCGCAGCAUGGACAGUCCCCAUUCCCACAUCCUCCCAAGGCGACUUUCGCCGGCUCUUUGGCUGGUUCACCUUCAGCAGCGUUCCCACAAUCGAACCCGUGGUCCGGUGACAAUGAGCCCGUUUCACCGCCCACAGCGCCGCCCAAAGACCCUUUGACACCAGCUCAAGCACCUCAACCCGAAUUCGCACCUCCUCCUGGGCCACCACCUGUCAAGCCCGCGGAGCCUGUCUACACUCCACCAUCAGGCCCUCCUCCAUCGCAAGCGGGACCCCUGAUAGACCAUGCUGAGCAAGCAAAGCCAAUACCACCGCCUAUAUCUACUCAGGCGCAGUCAUCCGCGAUGCGAUCGAAUGAUUCUGUGCCGGAGACGCCAGGCACAAAAGCGAGGCGGCAGAGGAACGAGACAUAUCAGAUCAAGCAUAUCAAUUGGGAAGAUGCGUCGUCUGGCAGAGCGGAGAUGCGACGAUCGCCUAUCCUUACCCAGAACGAGAAUGGCCCAUGUCCGCUGCUUGCAUUGGUUAAUGCGCUGGUGCUCAGCACGCCGGCGAGUCUGGACACUGCGCUGAUCGAGACCUUACGGACCAGAGAGCAGGUCAGCUUGGGUCUACUGCUAGAUGCUGUCAUUGAUGAGCUCAUGUCAGGGAGAAGAGGCGAUGCUGCAGAAGGGCUGCCGGAUGUCGUCGAUCUCUAUUCAUUCUUACUGGCUCUUCACACUGGCAUGAAUGUCAAUCCACGAUUCGUUACACCCGCGACGCCACAGAGGGGCUCUUAUGAUGGUCAUCCGUCUAGCAUGAGCGGCGUGCAUCCUGUCCACCGCGCGCAACAUAAGCCUGGCUGUUUCGAGGAGACGAGAGAGAUGCGUCUGUACAGCACCUUCAGCAUACCCCUCAUCCACGGUUGGACGGCACCAAAGGACACACCAGCGUACUCGGCAUUCGAGCGAAGCGCGAAGACUUUCGAGGAUGCUCAGAACAUCCAAUUCGCAGAAGCUGAAUUGGAAGACAAGCUGAGAUCUGAGGGCUUGAGCUUUCAAGAGCAGCAGACACUGGAAGACAUCCAGAUGAUCAAGCAGUUCCUGCAAAACUGGCCUACACAACUCACAGACCACGGACUGGAGACGAUAUCGAGCAGCUUACAACCUGGUCAGGUCGCCAUACUGUUCCGCAAUGAUCACUUCAGCACACUAUACAAAGAGCCAAAGCAUGGUGCACUAAUGACUUUGGUGACGGACGCCGGCUACAGCUCGCAUGAUGAGAUUGUGUGGGAGAGUUUGGUCGACGUCAACGGCGCUGCCAGCGAGAUGUUUAGUGGUGACUUUCGCACUGUCAGUCAUGGCCAAGAUGCGAGGUUGAAUCAGAGCAGUUCUGCUGGUGGCAGCGAAGGGUGGCAGACUGUUGGCGACAGCAGGAGUCGAUACCACGACCAACGACCAUCUGGCUCAUCCAACACAGUCGUCCAUAAUGCCGCUGCAUCAGAAGACACACCGCCUCCACUUCCUGGUCCACGUCCUGUUUCGCAGCGAACUUCCGACAAUAUUGACGGUGCAUCCGGUUCCCAACCACCAGUACUGUCAGCAAGUGAGCAGGAAGAUCACGACCUUGCACUUGCGUUACAGCUGCAAGAAGAGGAAGAAGAUCAGCGACGACAAGCUGAAGAGCGCCGCAGGCGAGAACAGCAGCUUAGUGAACAGUUUCUUUCCAGCGAAGAACGACCACCACAGAUACCGCCGCGACGGAACCAAGGUGGCCGUGGAGGAAGCACAAUCAACAUUCCCGUCACUGGCCGUCGGACUACAGGGCCAUCAGCACGACCUGCUGUCAAUCGUCCGGCCGACGAAGGAAACCCUGAUGCUCCGCCGACAUAUGAACAGUCCGCAUCCGAUCGACCUUAUCGACCUGCCGGCGCGACCGCACCGCCGACACAAGGCAAUCCGCUUAACGCGUUGGAUGCGCUUAGAAGGCAGCAGAACGGGUUCGCGCAGCAAAGUACGACCAGUGUCAACAGCGCCGGGAUGCAUUCACAACAUGGACGACGACCUAGCUCGAGCAGAAUCCAGCGGAGGUCGAGUCAGAUGGCUGGCGGUCCUGGGCAAGGUGCUCCUGCUCCAGCAUAUCCUGGACGACCGCAGGUGCAAGGUGCGGCCAAUUUGAAGGACACGCAGGACGAGAGGUGUGUAGUGAUGUGA